Mytilinidion resinicola is the source of this 309-nucleotide messenger RNA. RefSeq names its product ankyrin. Lineage: Eukaryota; Fungi; Ascomycota; Dothideomycetes; Mytilinidiales; Mytilinidiaceae. The transcript has a single exon. Gene Ontology annotation, molecular function: protein binding. The record is from RefSeq and is a predicted model, not a curated record. The annotation marks the transcript as partial.
AUGUGGGCUUCGGGUGGUGGCCACGCAAGAGUUGUGAAUCUUCUCCUGGAAAACGGUGCAAAUAAAAAUGCAGCAGACAAGAAAGGGUUGACACCGCUGAUAUGGGCCUCGGUCGCAGGCCAUAAGGAAGUGGUGAAGCUCCUCCUGGAACUUGGCGCAGAGAAGAAGGCAGUGGACAAAGAAGGGAGAACGUCAUUGAUAUGGGCUUCCGACGGUGGUCAUGAAGAGGUACUGAAGCAUCUUCUGGAAUGUGGUGCGGAUAAAGAGGCAUCAGAUAUGGAAGGGACGACGUCACUGAUACGAGCUUCA